AAACCUGUCUGAAGAUGGAUGCUACUUGUGCUGGGACUGGAGGUUCCUGGGAGAAUCCAAGCUGAGAGAGGCCAGCUGCUGCUAGUGCCAGUCCUGGGGCCACAGCAAGAGUUCUACUUGUCCAAUUCUGAAAGGGAACAUUAUGAAAAAGAAUUCAGCCAAGAACGACAACAAGAAAUUUUGAGAAGAACAGCGAAGGACUUACCUAUCUACACCACAUCAGGCUCAAGGACCAUCAGAUAUUGUGAAAGAUGUCAGUUGAUUAAACCUGACCGGGCGCAUCACUGCUCAGCAUGUGACAUAUGUAUUCUUAAGAUGGAUCAUCACUGUCCUUGGGUGAAUAACUGUGUGGGAUUUUCUAAUUACAAAUUCUUCCUGCUGUUUUUAUUGUAUUCCCUAUUAUAUUGCCUGUUCGUGGCUACAACAGUUUUACAGUACUUUAUAAAAUUUUGGACGCUUUGCCGCAGGAAGUCUACACAGAGUUGUCCAAAGAAUGAACUCACAGAUACACGUGCCAAAUUCCACGUACUUUUUCUUUUCUUCGUGUCUACAAUGUUCUUCAUCAGCGUCCUAUCACUUUUCAGCUAUCACUGCUGGCUAGUUGGAAAAAAUAGAACAACAAUAGAAUCAUUUAGUGCACCCACAUUUUCAUAUGGACCUGAUGGAAAUGGUUUCUCUCUUGGAUACAGUAAAAAUUGGAGACAAGUCUUUGGCGAUGAAAGGAAAUACUGGCUACUUCCAAUAUUUUCAAGUUUGGGUGAUGGUUGCAGUUUUCCAACUCGCCUUGUGGGAAUGGAUCCAGAACAAGCUUCUGUUACAAACCGAAAUGAAUAUGCCAGAAGUAUUGGCUCAAAUCAACCCUUUCCUAUCAAACCACUUAGUGAAUCAAAAAACCGAUUGCUGGAUAGUGAAUCUCAAUGGACAGAGAAUGGAUCUGAAGAAGGUACUGUCAGAUCAGGUUUAUAAAAACAUGGACUGAUAUUUUCAGUAUUAUUUGCAAGAAAAUUAUCAGUGGGAUGAAAUAAUUGAAGUAUAACAGAAGAUAUAUUUUUUCAAAAAAGGAAGCCUUCGUACAGAUUCCUGGAUCCACAGAAGCGCUACUGCAGAGCAGGAAGAUGCCUUAAUCUUAAGUCCAGCAUUGACUUAAAGCUGCAAAAGUGACUUGAUUUUACUUUGCAAAUAACACUUAUUGUUAUGAAAUGCUAUAAUAUGUCGGAUCACAUGUUAACAUGGCAUAUGUAUUUUUUUUUGAUACCUGAGUUACAUUAUCAGAGUUGUUUCUUGGUGUCUAUAUGAAUUUUCACUCCAGAAACAGAAGCUAACAAAUUCUCUUAAGUAAAGAACAUCUAGGACAGUAUGGUGGCUGAAACUGAAUAAUAAUAUCCAAAUUACUGUUGCUUGUACUAUGUAGGGAAAAGGAAAUGACUGCUUUCUAAAAAUUGGGUGUUUGAUCAUUUAUAAAUACUGUUUUAUACUUUUCAACAUUUUUAAUAAAGAUUUUUUAUUGUUGGCUAUACAGUAACACUCAGAAGGAUUAAGAUAUCUAAAUAUAAUGAUUUACAAUAUGGAGCACAUUUGUAUAAUUCAUUGAAGGUUUAGUUCUAAGCAUUAAUACAACAAUGUUGUAUAGUGUUGUGCCCAAGGCUUAAAGGAAACUUGGCAGUAUAAAAAAGAUUUUUGUU
Myotis brandtii (Brandt's bat) is the source of this 1682-nucleotide messenger RNA. It is a transcript of the gene ZDHHC20, whose product is annotated as zinc finger, DHHC-type containing 20. Gene Ontology annotation, molecular function: protein-cysteine S-palmitoyltransferase activity. Gene Ontology annotation, cellular component: Golgi apparatus; endoplasmic reticulum. Gene Ontology annotation, biological process: peptidyl-L-cysteine S-palmitoylation; protein targeting to membrane; synaptic vesicle maturation. The coding region runs from base 19 to 966 and encodes 315 amino acids. NCBI's taxonomy places the organism in Eukaryota, Metazoa, Chordata, Mammalia, Chiroptera, Vespertilionidae. The transcript is spliced from 11 exons. The record is from RefSeq and is a predicted model, not a curated record.